This is a messenger RNA of Adineta steineri, 561 nucleotides long. The record is from the annotation of a GenBank genome assembly. Lineage: Eukaryota; Metazoa; Rotifera; Eurotatoria; Adinetida; Adinetidae.
AUGCGUCUUAGUUGGAUCCUUGUCACACUCUUAAUUAUUUUCUUGUCUAUUACAUUAACAACAAGAACAGUUGAUGCUGCUAGUAAGAAAUCAAACAAAGAGAACAAUAAAGAAGAGACCCAAGCUGCAUUAGAAGCUGAUAAUGAUAAUGCUGAUGAUGAUGAUGAUGAUGCUGACACUAACGAUGACGAUGAUGAUGAUGAGAAAAAAGUGGUGUUUAUCCCACGUGAAAGAGCUUCGAUUUUUCUCUCAUACAAUGAAUGUAUACGACGAAUGAAUUGUGGUUUAUCACGAAAAGAAGAAUGUAGCGAAGAAUGUGCUGAUGGUAAUACUGAAGAAGAAAUGGAAGAAUAUACUGAAAUAUUUGAACAUAUUGAUGAAUAUCGAUCUGAUUUGAAGAAAUCUUCAUUAAAAAAAUCGAAUAAAAAAUCUGUAUCAUCAGAUGGUGAUGAUAGCGCAAGCGAUACAACAACAUCAGAUGAAGAAAGUGAUGCAAGUAGUGAAGAAGAAGAUGUACCAGAUAAUAAAAAUCAAAAAUCAAAAUCAUCGAAAAAAAAUUAA